Cladocopium goreaui is the source of this 4299-nucleotide messenger RNA. The record is from the annotation of a GenBank genome assembly. NCBI's taxonomy places the organism in Eukaryota, Dinophyceae, Suessiales, Symbiodiniaceae.
AUGUCACAUGCCAUUCAUGCAGGACGACCUUUGGAAGCCAAGACUCCCAGCACCACCACCCCACGUGAUGGAUACGAAUGUGUCCAUUGCGGCUUGUUUUCACAUGACUUCGAGACCAUCCAUGCCAUGCCAUGUGAGAGGAGCAAGGAAUCCCUUGAAACGGAGUUGCAGAAACAAAUGGCAAAACUGAAAAGGUUGAAACAGCUUCGUACUCUCGAGUCAGACUUGUUGGCCAAAGCCUCCACUCCCGGCACCACUCCCAAAGCUGAAAAUCCAAAGGGUUCAAAGCAAGGACAAGCCGAAAGCAGCAAAGAGAUCGCAAAGGAGAUCUUUCCACCUACCCCAAAAGACUAUGGGUUAGGAUUCUUUGUGGGCUACAAACAGGAUUGGGCCCGAGAGUUUUUGGCAAAAGUCAAGGGUUCAGGAAUGGAUAAAGCGAUGGAGCACUGCAUCGUCUACGGGAAAGCGGGGAAAGAAUUCCUUUUUUCACCUCGAGGAUUAGUUGGCAAUCCUGACAAGGAUGAUUUUCCCAUUCGUGUGAUCUUCAAACCUCAUGCUUCCCAAAGAAACUUCCAAACUACUGGGGAAACCGUGCCUCCAUCCGAAGCUGAGAUGGACAAGAUUGCAGAAGAUAUCAAGGAGAAACUGUUGCCAAUGCUGGCCACUGAAGAGAAAGCUGAGGUGAAGCCAUCGGCAUCAGCUCAGCGUGGAGAAAGCAUCCUUCGUGUGCCUGCCCCUCCGGUUCAAAAGGACCCAGACUCGCCCGAUGUCAUUGUGACCUCCGAAACUGGUGAGAUUGAAUCCCCUCAUGAACGUUCAGGGGCUUUUUUCCCUGAUGGUCAGCCAUAUGAAUUCUUCGAAGACAGUCAGCCUGAUGAGGGUGAGCCUUGUGCAACAUUGUCCAGUCCUCCCAGCCCAAUCCCCGCAACAGCUCCUAGUGGGGGUUCCUGCCAAGUGGGUGGGAAGCAGGAUGAGGUUUUGGGUGAGGAAGAAGAACAGGAAAAGAAGCCUUCCGAUUCUGACUUGGCCUACCCCGACCACAUUGUGGCUGCAGGUGUUGAUCCCCGGCCCGAUCCAUGUGCCAAAAACUUCAAGAUUCCAAAGAUCUACUCUGAGGGAGUUGAUGGCGCAGUAGUCUUGAGCUCUUCUUUUGGUGAUAGUCCCAAAUCCGAUGUAGCUGAUGAAAAUGGCAAAGCAGUCCCAAGCAACCAGGCCACCACUACUGAAGCUACUGGAGUUUCAAGGGGUUCUACACUAGACCCAAAAAGUGAGGAAAAGCAUGAGCCCAGUACCGCGACCUCUCCGAUGCCACCCUGUCCCAAGCCAUCAGAGGAGAAAGAACUUCAGCCUCUUCCUACUUUGCCGAAGGAGAUCACGGGCCUGGACUUCAUUGCCCCUUCAGAGCAGGUGAAACCUAAGGCAAAAGCUAAGGCUAAGGGGAAAGCGAAAGCCAAGGCGAAAGGAAGGUCCAAAACAAGCAAAAGUGCUUCUGCUCCACCGGGACGUGGAAGGGGAAGGGCAAGGGGUCGAGGUGGGCGUGGCCGUGGCCGUGCCUCCUGUCGAGAUGUUGAGGAUGGGAAUGAAGAGGAUGGGAAUGAAGAAGGUGAAUCGGAGGGUGAAAGUGUUGCUGACAAGUCGGUUUCUGAAGGCAGUGUGCCAGCACCACUGCCUGAGGAAGCCAAGAGACCCAAGCGACCCCGAGUUUCCAAGGCCAAAAAGACUGAGGAGGAAGGACCUGGUGCCCCACCGCCUGCCAAGAAGAAGAAGGUGCCUGAGCCAGGUGAGAAGGAGGAUCCACCAAAGACACGAAAGACCCGGAAACCGAAGGUAGAGACAGAUGCAGUGAAAAGCAAGCGCAAGACCAAGGAGGUGCCACAAACCGAGGCGAAGAAAGGAGAUGAAGAGGAGAAUGAGGCAAAGCCGAAAAGAAAGCGAAAGUCCGAUCCUUCCAACAUGUCCCCUGAGGAAGUUGAAUUGAAAGCCAAGCGUUCCAGGAAGAGUUCUGCCUACCAUGUUACCUACAAGAAGAACUUGGAGCAUGGAGAAGACAUUGCGCGUCAGCGAGCCAAGGAAGUGGACCUUGACCGUGGAGAGCAUGGCCUGGAUUGCAAGGGCCCGUUUGGCAGGCACCAUGCUGGAUACAACGUUUGCAGCUUUGAUGUGGACUAUUCUCAGAAAGGGAUGGAUUUCCUGGGGAAUGGUGGCUUUGCGCUCUUUCUCCUUUUGAUGGUGGCGGUGGCAAACUCCUGCAUAUUCGUGGUAGAGAAUCCGAGCCACACGGUGUACCCUGAAAAAUUUGGACGCAAGCUCCUGGACGUCUACAAGACCGCCGACUUUGAGGAGUGUCGCAGAGAUCUACGCAAAAUUUUUGCAGUAGACCCCAAAUUGACGGACAGGGAAAACUUCCAAAAAUACCCCACAGGUGAUUUGUGGUCUGACGCUAAGUUAUUGGAUGUUGUGAAGUAUGUCUACAACUAUGAAGGGCUAAGGAUCCCAGACAGCUGGGCUGAAACCAUGCAGUCCUUCAUGGAGGAAGCAACAGAAGAGCGGAUUGCGCUCCUCACCCGGCAGUUGGAGCCCGUCCCUCGAAGCCUGACGGAAGUGCCGACUCAGAAAUCAGGUGAGGUUCUUCCUGGAUCUUGCAAGGACAAACCGGCUGGCCUGCUUCCAGGUGCAAACCCACCGACGAGGAGGAGCAAGCGGCCUGAGAGAGAUGUGGAACCACCAAGCAAGCAAAAGUAUGACAAAUACUACCACAGGAUGGUUCGUUACUUCAAACCUCGUGCCGAUGGGACCAAGUUGUGCUCUGAUGAGGCUUUUUCCUUGUGGAAAACGGCUGAUGGACGUUCCAAGCUCAAGUCGGCCCUGAUGAACGGUGGGUCGUUCGAGGAGAUGGAGGCGCAGGUGAAAAGGUCCAUGUGCGAUCAUGCAUUUGGAUGGGCCAAGCAGAAUGGCUUGUGGCAAAUUAACCCAGUGCAUAAAGAGGAGGAAGCAUCGUUGGUAAUCGAGAGGUUGUUCCAGGUUGCAGAGAACGAGGGUGAAGAGAUGUCACAAACCGGUUCUUUCCAAGUCGAGGACCCCAACUUUGACUUCAUCGGCAGCUCGCUGUCCAUCGAGGAUCCCUCCCUGAAGGCAAUCGAGAAUGCCAGCAAAGGUGCUGGGGCCACUGAGGGGCUUGGAUCUUCUUUCAGGUUGGUGUUUCCGACCCUGCAGCAGAACCAGUCACCACUGACUAUUGUACCACAGUUCUUGGAUUGCUUAGCAAAAAAGAUGGAGCAUGCGGGAAAGGAACAGGACUGUAAACCACCGUUGCAUAAAUCAUUUCAAAGUCCGAUGGCCGACGGCAUUGGAAAGUCUGUUGGCUUGCUAUCCACGGCUUUCGAUGAUCUUUCAACACUUCAAGGGGAAGCUCUCACAGAAGAGCUGGAGAGCGGCCAUGAGAAAAUCAAGAAGAAGUUUGCGGAGAUCACAAAGCUUGACAUCGCUUUGAACAACUUGUUGGUUCGCGAAUCUGAAGCCACCGGCGAAGCAAUUGCCUCGCACAGGGACGCCCAAGGCUUCCCCGAAAUCGUCGGCAAAGCCGGCAGGGUGCUUGGCCUUCCAGGCAGGCACCGGAUGAUGAGGACAGCCCAAGUCGGGGCCUCAUUGGCCAUGACUAGUUUCUGUUGCCCACAGAAAAUGCACCCCUCUGGUUCCAGCUUAGGUGAAACCACUGGUGGUUCCGAUCUUUCGGGGUCUGAUCUUGCUGAUGAACUGAUGAUUGGAUUCGAAGAAGGAGCUGAAAGUGCCCGCAGGGUGGUGCGUCUUGCUCGGGUGGCAUCCCGCCGUAUGAAGAGAUUAGGAUACUUGGGGGAUUGGGUCUACCUUCGAAAGGCUCUGAAACUGGAAUCGGGUUUUCGUUCGACGAGGGAGUGGUGGAAGUUUGGUUCAAAUCUUCGGUCCUGGAAUGGUCAGCUUGUUGAUCCGUGGAAAACUGAUGAGCCUCCUACUCCUUUGAGAACUAUUCCUGGUGUUGAGUCUCCUUUGCUUAUCCGGACGGAUCCAGCACACACUUGGCCUAUAGGAGUGGGGAAAGAGUUUGCUGCUUCAACCAUUUUCCUGUUGUGUCACCUGGAUGUUUGGCCUGCCAACAACAUGCCAGACAAACUGCUGGGAGCAUGGGAGCACUUUCAGAGUUGGAGGCUUCAGCAGUACCCAGUUCUUGGCGGCUCUGGCAGUGAUUGCAUCGUCGUUUGCAAGUGGUUGGAAUCCGUAGUUGAUGAUCCUGCGAUGCUGCCUGCUUUCCAUGUGGAUUGGUGA